Messenger RNA from Linum tenue, 597 nucleotides. The record is from the annotation of a GenBank genome assembly. Lineage: Eukaryota; Viridiplantae; Streptophyta; Magnoliopsida; Malpighiales; Linaceae.
AUGGCGGGGACAAAACCCUUCUUCCUCCUUCCUCUACCGGAGCUGAAUCUCAAGCUCAAGAUGCCAUUGACGGAAAUCCUCGCCGUGACUGACAAUUUCAACCCGAAGCUUCUAAUCGGAUCCGGCGGGUUCGGGAAAGUAUACGAAGGCAAGCUCGCAAACGGAGUGACAGUCGCGGUGAAGAGAAGCGAAUCGGGUCACGGACAAGGCCGACCCGAAUUUCAAACAGAGGUUUUAGUCCUCUCCAAGAUCCGCCACCGCCACCUCGUCUCCUUAAUCGGGUACUGCGACGACGGCGCCGAGAUGAUCCUCGUCUACGAGUUCAUGAAAAACGGAACCCUCAGAGACCAUCUCUACAGAUCCGACGAUGAUGAUUCAAGUUCUUCUCCUCCCUCCUCCGUGGCUUCCACCACCACGAUGCUGAAUUGGAAGCAGAGGUUCGAGAUCUGCAUCGGGUCGGCCAAAGGCCUGCACUAUCUUCACACCGGAUCCGACGGGGGGAUUAUUCACAGGGACGUCAAGUCGACGAACAUCCUGCUGGACGAGAAUUUCGUCGCGAAAGUGGCCGAUUUCGGACUCUCUCAGGCGGGUCUACAA